Messenger RNA from Oncorhynchus masou masou (cherry salmon), 2571 nucleotides. Its product is annotated as 6-phosphofructo-2-kinase/fructose-2,6-bisphosphatase-like. The record is from RefSeq and is a predicted model, not a curated record. Gene Ontology annotation, biological process: fructose 2,6-bisphosphate metabolic process; fructose metabolic process. Gene Ontology annotation, cellular component: 6-phosphofructo-2-kinase/fructose-2,6-biphosphatase complex; cytosol. The transcript is spliced from 14 exons. Gene Ontology annotation, molecular function: fructose-2,6-bisphosphate 2-phosphatase activity; 6-phosphofructo-2-kinase activity; ATP binding. Bases 126 to 1601 code for a protein of 491 amino acids. Lineage: Eukaryota; Metazoa; Chordata; Actinopteri; Salmoniformes; Salmonidae.
UACUAUGCUGGUUCACUUCUGUCUAUGCACAUGUUGUCCCGAGCACAUGUUGUCCAGGGGGCUAAGUGCAGCAGCACAAAAAUACACUCGAGCAAGAUAGACUUGGUGGAUUGGUGUUACACUCUAUGAUUCAGACAGUGCAGCAGACACUGCUACAGACCGGACAACGUCUUCUCUGGGUUUCAAGUUGCCUUGAUUUAGAAAGCUGCCUUGAUUUAGAAAGCUGCCUUGAUUUGGAAAGGAUGGACACGCAGACGAAAGGGGAAAGGACUUGGGAAGCCUCCGUGCCCCAGCUCACCAACUCCCCCACUCUGAUUGUGAUGGUUGGACUGCCUGCCAGGGGGAAGACAUACAUAUCCAAGAAGCUCUCCCGCUACCUCAACUGGAUAGGAGUUCCAACAAAGGUCUUCAACUUGGGCCAGUAUCGCAGGGAAGCAGUCCAGAGCUACAAGAACUUUGAGUUCUUCAGACCGGACAAUGAGGAGGCCAUGCAGAUUCGCAGGGCCUGUGCUACAAAUGCCCUUGAAGAUGUAGUUAUCUACUUCUCAAAGGAACAUGGACAAGUAGCCGUGUUUGAUGCCACCAACACAACACGGGAGAGGAGGAUAUCCAUUGUGAGCUUUUCCAAGGAAAAAGGCUACAAGGUAUUUUUUGUGGAGUCCAUUUGUGAUGAUCCAGACAUCAUUGCACAGAAUAUCACGGAAGUGAAAGUGAGCAGCCCAGACUAUGUGAACUGUGACAAGGAUGAGGCGCAGGCAGACUUCCUGAAACGUAUCGAGUGCUACAAGCAAACUUAUGUGCCUUUGGACGAUGAGAAAGACAGGCAUCUGUCUUACAUCAAGAUCUUCAACGUGGGCUCUAGGUACUUGGUGAACCGUGUGCAAGACCAUAUACAGAGCCGGAUCGUGUACUACCUUAUGAACAUCCACGUCACACCGCGCUCUAUCUUCCUGAGCCGCCACGGGGAGAGCGAGCUGAACCUUCUGGGUCGCAUUGGGGGAGACUCAGGACUCUCUCCCAGGGGUCACAAGUAUGCCACUGCUCUGGGGGGCUUCAUAAAGGGCCAGCAUAUAAAGGAUCUGAAGGUGUGGACCAGCCAUAUGAAGAGGACCAUCCAGACUGCAGAGCAUCUGGGGAUUCCAUACGAACAGUGGAAGGCUCUCAAUGAGAUUGAUGCAGGUGUGUGUGAGGAGUUGACAUAUGAAGAUAUCCAGGAGAACCACCCAGAAGAGUUUGCACUGAGAGACCAGGACAAGUACCGGUACCGUUACCCCAAGGGUGAGUCGUAUGAAGACCUGGUCCACCGUCUGGAGCCAGUGAUCAUGGAGCUGGAGAGACAGGAGAAUGUGCUGGUCGUGUGUCACCAAGCCGUCAUGCGUUGUCUGCUGGCCUACUUACUAGACAAAACCGCAGAUGAGUUACCAUACCUAAAAUGUCCUCUUCAUACUGUGCUCAAACUUACACCGGUGGCCUAUGGGUGUAGAGUGGAGCACAUUUGCCUAAACAUUGAGGCAGUCAACACGCACAGAGAGAGACCUGGGAAUGUGGACAUAACCAGAAACCCAGAAGAGGCGCUGAAGACUAUUCCUGACCACUUUUGAAUAUGAUUUAGAGGAUAUGGACUCUAGGACCGUACUGAACCAGCAAUAUUAUAUUUUCAAGUUUUAACUUUAUUGCUCGAUCAAUUAUGUCUUAGUACCUUUUCCCGAUUAAACUUGUCAAAAUCAGCAAGUGUCAUAUGGGAAAAAGAUAAGGAAGAAGACUAGAUGAAUAGAAGAUCAAAAAUGACAAACCCCACUGCCUACGGAAACAGUGAGGGGGAAAUGGGCUUUCUGCCUCCAACAUGGGACGGCUAAAGCCCAGUACUGUAUGAGUGUUGUUGACUGACCUAUAACGUCCAAUAAAUGUGCAUCAGUCUACUCUGUCUUACCCUGGUGUCUCAUGUUGAAGUGCAGUUGGACAGGCUGUGUGAGAGGUGGUUUGGCAUGGUAUUGUCACUCCAGUGUGAAAGAGGACAGACAAUUCUGACAUUAGGCUAAAGGAUGACGAAAGUAAAAUGUCCUUCAUUCUAGUAGAUUAAUAAACACAUCUUCUGUUUCUUAAUGAUACAUGUCUGACUACGUGUCAACAUCAUGAACAGUUCCCAAACAAACAGCAUUAGCAGACUCUCUGGUCUUAUAGUUGUGACUGGGUAGAGUUUAGAUUAUUUUUUCCAAACUGGUCCCACGUGGGCAUUGAACCCACAACCCUGGUGUUACAAGCACCAUGAUCUACCAACCGAGCCACAAAGGACUUGAUGGAUGUGAAAAACGGUGUGACUUUGCUAAAGGAGUCUCUUGGCUUGGCUAGAUAUGCAACACUACUGAUUACAUAUUUUUAAGAAAACAUGUUGACAAUAAAUACAUUUGUGACAAUGGUAUAGAUACCACUAGUUAAGACAAAGAGUUUAUUGUACUGAAUAAGUGGAACUAGAUUUAUGAAAUAAAUGGUGAAAUUAAAAUAAAUUGCCACACCAAUUUUUAUAAAUGUUUUACAGAUCAUGCAAACUUUCAUUAUAGCCUAGAUGUCAGA